AUGUUCCUUCCUACCACUACACUGGACCCGACAAUGCAAAGUCAAGAAUGCUGGCGCAAAAAUCACGAGAUAGAAAUUCAGAUCAAGAACAUUGCCCGAGCGGCAUUUGCGCUGACCAAGGGAGGGUUGGUCAUCAUCAUGCAUAUGGAGACAGCUCUGAACUGCGCUGAACAAUUCGAUCAAGACUUCCAUGGCCGCGUGAGUGAUCGAUAA
This is a messenger RNA of Blastomyces gilchristii SLH14081, 213 nucleotides long. RefSeq lists its product as uncharacterized. Lineage: Eukaryota; Fungi; Ascomycota; Eurotiomycetes; Onygenales; Ajellomycetaceae. The record is from RefSeq and is a predicted model, not a curated record. The transcript has a single exon. The coding region runs from base 1 to 213 and encodes 70 amino acids.